AAAACGUUUAUCAGAGGAAAAAUGGACAUGCAUGAGUUAAAUGGGCUCGGUCUUUUAUCUAUCUACAGUCAGUCAAAGGCCGUGUGACAACUUCCUAUACCUUUCCUCCUCCUGCUGCACAGACCCGCCCAGUAAAAGGCUUGGAUAACGCAGCACUGGACACAUUACUGGCACCAGCAUACUGAAGAAGUCAGACCACUCCUACACUCUUUUAGCACUGUACACAGGUGAAAAGGUGUUUAAAUAAUGGAUUCCCUCACCGCUGCAAAUGGAACGUUUGCCAUUGAUCUUUUCAAAAAGCUAAAUGAAAAGGAUAAUACAUCCAAUGUGUUCUUUUCCCCAAUGAGCAUUUCCUCUGCUCUUGCUAUGGUGUUUUUAGGUGCUAAAGGGAACACUGCUGCUCAGAUGUCAAAGGUUCUUCAGUUUUCUAAGGCAGAAGAUGUGCAUGCAGGCUUCCAGUCACUUAUAUUUGAAAUAAACAAGCCAGGCACAGAUUACCUCUUGAGAACUGCCAACAGACUCUAUGGGGAAAAAUCAUUUACAUUUCUUGAAGAAUUUCUAGGGAAAGCUGUAAAGCAUUAUCAUGCGGAUGUAAAAGCAGUAGACUUUGCUGGAAAAUCAGAAGACUGCAGAAAAGAAAUAAAUGACUGGGUGGAAACCAAAACUGAAGGUAAAAUCCAGGACCUGUUACCAGAUGGUAGUGUGGAUGCCCUUACCAGACUUGUUCUUGUAAAUGCAAUCUAUUUUAAAGGAAACUGGGCAACCCAGUUUGAUAAAGCAGCUACACAAGAAAUGCCAUUCCGUCUCAAUAAGAAUGAAACCAAACCUGUGCAAAUGAUGUACAAAAAAGCAAAAUAUCCGAUGACAUAUGUUGGUGAUUUGUUUACCAAGGUUAUUGAACUACCUUAUGUUAACAAUGAACUGAGUAUGUUGGUAUUUCUCCCUGACGACAUUGAAGAUGGAACUACUGGACUGGAAAAGCUUGAACAAGAAUUGACUUUUGAGAAGUUUAUGGAAUGGACAAACCCAGAAGUGCUGAACAAAUCGGAGGUUAAACUGUUUUUUCCCAAAUUUAAACUAGAAGACGACUAUGAUCUGGAAUCGGUCCUCAGUAGCAUGGGCAUGUCCGAUGCCUUUGAUAUUGGAAGAUCAGAUUUCUCUGGCAUGUCUGGCAACCGUGACCUAUUUCUAUCUAAGGUGGUGCACAAAGCAUUUGUAGACGUAAAUGAAGAAGGUACCGAAGCAGCAGCAGCAACUGGGGCAAUUAUGAUGCUUCGUUGUGCACCAAUUAGACGAGAGGUCAUUUGUGACCAUCCAUUCCUCUUCUUUAUCAUACACAAGCAAAGCCGCAACAUUCUGUUCUUUGGCAGGUUCACUUCACCAUAAAACGCUUUGCCAAUUACAUUUUCUUCCACAAGAGAUUGGUGGAUAUAGAGCUUAAGAAUACAGUUUAUACUGCUCUAGUAUAUUAUACAAUUAUAAAAGUACAUAUAUGUUGAUCUCAUGUGGGGAAUCAAUACUUUCAUUAAAUCUCUGGUAUAACUCCAAAAAAGACUAAAUUAACCCUAAUCCGGAAUACAAACUUUUACUGAAGUUCUAUCACAUGGAUCCUUUUUUGGAUCAUUACUAACUGCUGCAGUUUAGCAAGAACUAGCGAUUAAUAUGGGGGGGGGAUGAGAUUUUGCUUAUUACUGAUCAAUAGGUUGAUAAACAGUUAUAGAAUUCCUGGUGUCUUAUUGUGUAUACUUUUUCUUCUAACAAAGUGUACAUAUCUCUUCAGAUUUCAAAGUGCUCUUAUUAUCUUGCCUGCCUACAAAAGAAGAUUAUUCACAGCAUGCAUUUUGAGUAUUAUUGAUUAAAUUAUCAUCUGAAAUUAUUUUAUUUUGCAAAAUAAAAUUAAUACAAUAUAAA
This is a messenger RNA of Bombina bombina (fire-bellied toad), 1911 nucleotides long. RefSeq names its product serpin B6. Gene Ontology annotation, molecular function: serine-type endopeptidase inhibitor activity. The record is from RefSeq and is a predicted model, not a curated record. Gene Ontology annotation, biological process: negative regulation of endopeptidase activity. The coding region runs from base 247 to 1386 and encodes 379 amino acids. NCBI's taxonomy places the organism in Eukaryota, Metazoa, Chordata, Amphibia, Anura, Bombinatoridae. The transcript has 7 exons.